AUGAAUGACUCAAAGGCAGCUGAAGCACCAGAAAAGCCCAUCUCAGCACUGGUGAUGACUCAAGAAAGCCAUCACCCUGAAGUUUCUUGUAAUUUGCAGGCAGCUCAACAGGUGGAGAGUAUCCUCAGAGCGAGUGCCAGGAUAGGCUCCAAAGCUACACAGAGAAACCCUGUCUUGAGACCUUCCACCCUAGACCAUGGCCAAGUUUGUCGUAACUUCGCGGAGAAGGCCCCGGCGCUAGUAAGCGCUGCUGUGACUUACUCGAAGCCUCGAUUGGCCACAUUUUGGUACUACACCAAGGUUGAACUGCUUCCCCCAACCCCUGCUGAAAUCCCUGCAGCUAUUCAGAGUGUGAAAAAAAUAAUUCAAAGUGCUAAAACUGGUAGCUUCAAACAGCUUACAGUUAAAGAAGCUGUUUAAAUGGUGUAGUCGCCACUGAGGUAGGUGUAGGUGUGGAUGUGGCUUUAUAUCGGAGAGAUCAUAGGCAAACGUGGCAUCGUUGGCUAUGAUGUUUGAAGACUGAUCUUUAACAUCUGAUAUUUGAGUUUUUAUUUGAGUGUUCUUGGACCACAUGUGAUGAGACUGCUAUCUUAAUAAAAUACUAGCUGUC
Molecule: messenger RNA, 610 nt
Organism: Cricetulus griseus (Chinese hamster)
Lineage: Eukaryota; Metazoa; Chordata; Mammalia; Rodentia; Cricetidae
Source: RefSeq, a predicted model, not a curated record